AGAAGCAGAAGAAGAAGAAGAAGAAGAAGAAGAAGAAGAAGAAGAAGAAGAAGAAGAAGAAGAAGAAGAUGACGACGUAGUCAUCGUCUGGGAAGGUCCGUGUCGGGAAAUGGCCAUGGAGACCGAUGAUGAUGAUGAUGAUGAUGACGUCGUCAUAAUUGAUGAUGUCUUGAAUGGAGGGGAGCAAAUGGAUGAUGAUAACGAUAGUGGCUAUAGCGAUGGAGUCGUUACUCCAGCGAUACUGGUUCAAGAGGAACCUCACCAUCAUCAUCAGCAGCCCCAGCACUAUCAGCAGCCUCAGCACCAUCAGCAGCCCCAGCACUAUCAGCAGCCCCAGCACUAUCAGCAGCCCCAGCACUAUCUGCAGCCCCAGCACCAUCAACAGGACCAGCACCAUCAACAGCACCAUCAUCAUCAUCAGCAGCCCCAGCACUAUCAGCAGCCCCAACACCAUCAGCAGCCCCAGCACUAUCAACAGCACCAUUAUCAGCAGCCCCAGCACUAUCAGCAGCCCCAGCACCAUCAGCAGCCCCAGCAGGAGGCAGAGAAUCUUGUUUUCUACCCACGAGCUCUAGGAUAUUCAGGAUAUAGCGAGCUGAGAGCUGGAGUUAACUUCCCAGAAGCCUGGGCUCAGCAAACUUCUAGAGCUCGGUUGGAUGAGCUCAUCACGCAGAGGAUCGAGGAUGGGUAUAUGGGAAGGCCAGCCAGACCCAUCGAUCUGGAUCCACAAGGAUGGCUGCUCAUCCUCAACGGUGCCUACAUGAUGCUGCCUCGAGAGAGCUGGGUGCUCCUGACGGGGAUUAGCCCUGAGGGUGAGAAUGGAGUUGGUGCCAUCGAUGUGCCAAUAAUACGAUGGCAGCAUGAGGCGUAGCUGUGUCUCCGAGUCACUUGCCAGCGUAACUAGCUUACGCUGACCAAGAAGAAGCCGGAUAGGGGGGGUAAAUAAUAUCUUUUAUGU
Molecule: messenger RNA, 958 nt
Organism: Diachasma alloeum
Lineage: Eukaryota; Metazoa; Arthropoda; Insecta; Hymenoptera; Braconidae
Product: transcriptional corepressor LEUNIG
Exons: 2
Coding region: 110-871 (253 amino acids)
Source: RefSeq, a predicted model, not a curated record